AUGAAGAUCCCAACAACAACACCAACGCAAUCAUCAUCUUCUUCUUCUUCCAAGAAGAAUAAAUCCUCGGAAAAAACAACAUACCUUAGAUACCUUAAGCCAGGAGCUCUUGCGAAGAUUCGUGAUUCUCGAAUCAGCGCAAUGAUGUCGUCUCAGCGUAAUGAAUUGAAGAAGAUCGAGAUCUCUCCUCCUCCUCCUCCCAUCAAUGGAAUGGUGCAAUCGCCCCCGGCGGAGGCCAAUGACGAUGGUAGUGUCCUCUGCUUCACGGGAAGGAUGAACAACGGUCCUAGAUUUCCGCAGAGGAAGAAGUUAAUGGCGGGUAGAUCUUUCUUCUUUACCAGUCCGCCGCCCACAGAUUCACCUGUUGAUUCCUCCGAGGAUGAUGAUGCGUUAAGUAGUAGUAGUAGUAGUAAUGUUGCACGAUGA
Molecule: messenger RNA, 426 nt
Organism: Impatiens glandulifera
Lineage: Eukaryota; Viridiplantae; Streptophyta; Magnoliopsida; Ericales; Balsaminaceae
Exons: 1
Coding region: 1-426 (141 amino acids)
Source: RefSeq, a predicted model, not a curated record